Messenger RNA from Merops nubicus (carmine bee-eater), 1137 nucleotides. Its product is annotated as sodium/hydrogen exchanger 6-like. The record is from RefSeq and is a predicted model, not a curated record. Lineage: Eukaryota; Metazoa; Chordata; Aves; Coraciiformes; Meropidae. The annotation marks the transcript as partial. The transcript has 10 exons. Gene Ontology annotation, molecular function: sodium:proton antiporter activity. Gene Ontology annotation, biological process: proton transmembrane transport; sodium ion transport; regulation of pH. Gene Ontology annotation, cellular component: membrane; recycling endosome.
GGGUCCUGGUCGGUGUGGUCCUGCGCUACGGCAUCCACGUCCCCAGUGACGUCAACAACGUGACGCUGAGCUGCCAAGUGCAGACCAGUCCUGCCACACUGCUGGUGAACGUCAGUGGCAAGUACUACGAGUACACCCUGAAGGGGGAAAUCAGUGCCCAGGAGCUCAACAACGUCCAGGAUAAUGAGAUGCUGAGAAAGGUGACUUUUGAUCCUGAAGUAUUUUUCAACAUUUUGCUUCCUCCAAUUAUAUUUUAUGCAGGCUACAGCUUGAAAAGGAGGCAUUUCUUCAGAAACUUGGGAUCCAUCCUAGCAUACGCUUUUCUCGGCACUGCAAUUUCCUGCUUGGUGAUCGGCUCGGUCGUGUAUGGCUGUGUGGCACUGAUGAAAGUCACUGGGCAGCUCGGGGGGGACUUCUACUUCACAGACUGCCUGCUGUUCGGUGCCAUCGUGUCAGCCACUGACCCAGUGACUGUUCUUGCCAUAUUCCAUGAACUCCAGGUUGAUGUUGAGCUGUAUGCCCUUCUCUUUGGCGAAAGCGUCCUCAAUGAUGCCGUUGCCAUAGUGCUGUCUUCUUCGAUUGUUGCGUACCAGCCAGCGGGGGACAACAGCCACACGUUUGAUGUCACAGCGAUGUUCAAGUCCAUCGGGAUUUUCCUGGGGAUAUUCAGUGGAUCUUUUGCCAUGGGAGCAGCUACUGGAGUUGUGACAGCUUUAGUCACCAAGUUCACCAAGCUUCGGGAGUUCCCGUUGCUGGAGACUGGCUUGUUCUUCCUGAUGUCCUGGAGCACGUUCCUGCUGGCCGAAGCGUGUGGCUUUACAGGUGUGGUGGCUGUCCUCUUCUGUGGGAUCACGCAGGCCCAUUAUACCUAUAACAACUUAUCUACAGAGUCCCAACACAGAACGAAGCAGUUGUUUGAGCUUCUGAAUUUCCUGGCAGAAAACUUCAUCUUCUCCUACAUGGGACUUGCACUGUUCACCUUCCAGAACCAUGUCUUUAACCCUACCUUUGUGGUGGGGGCUUUUCUUGCUAUCUUCCUAGGAAGAGCUGCCAAUAUUUACCCUCUGUCAUUUUUACUGAAUUUGGGGAGAAGAAAUAAGAUCGGAACAAAUUUACAGCACAUGAUGAUGUUUGCAG